GGAAGGGCCAUUCCGCGAGGCCCUUGUUACCGGUGGGGGUUGGGCGGCCCGAUGGCGACGUUCUUCGGGGAGGUGGUGGCGGCGCCGUCCCGGGCCGGGGUGGACGAGGAGGAGGAGGUGGCGGGGGAGCGCGAGGAGACGCCCGAGGACCGCGAGAUCCGCAGGGAGCUGGAGAAGAAAAGGGAGGUCCACAUCCUUUGGAGUUCGAAGUUAAGUGCAUCUACUGGAAGCUUUACAGAUGAGCAGUUUCCUUGCUCUAAGUUUAUAUUGGCGAUAGGAUAUAAUUCUGUAGCUUUCCUGUCCUCAUUUGUUCUGAAUUCUGGAUGCUGGGAAGCAGCUGGCUCUGUCAAAUUGUGGAACGAGUGGUGCAGAACAUCAAAUACAACAAGUGUUCUUCCAACAGAUGCUUUCUGUUUGUUCUACAAAUUAAUAUCUGAUCCAACAGUAUUGUUGUGCCAGUGCAAUUGCUAUGUGGCUGAAGAUCAGCAAUAUCAGUGGCUUGAAAAGGUUUUUGGCUGUAUGCGGGAGGAGGAUCUGCAAGUAACCAUUCUUUCAACAUGUCCUGUAACUGAUUAUAAAACCCCUGAAUCCACUUUAACACUUCCUUCUCCUUUUCUGAAAGCUUUAAAGACAAAAGAUUUCAAAGAGACCACCUGUUGUCCACUGCUGGAGCAGCCAAAUAUUGUACAGGGUCUCCCUGCUGCUGUUCUGAGUUAUUGUCAAGUAUGGCAGAUUCCUGCAGUGCUGUAUCAGUGUUACACGGAUGUCAUCAAACUGGACACUGUUACAAUUGAAGCAUUCAAGCCUGUGCUUUCUUCUAAGAAUCUGAAGAGUUUAGUCAAGGAUAUGUCCAAAAGCGCAGAGAUACUGAAGAAAUUAGUGACAACCAAUGAAAUUCAUAAUAACAUCUAUACAUAAAGAUAAAGUGGACACUUAUCACCAACCAGUACAUUCAAGUCUGAUGUGUGCUUUGUCAACUCCAAUUGCUUAUUUGAAGAUAUUUUGGAAUUCUAGCUGCUUCUUUAAAAGUGGAAUAAAUCCUAAUAGUUUUUUUUA
Molecule: messenger RNA, 1056 nt
Organism: Gopherus flavomarginatus (Mexican gopher tortoise)
Lineage: Eukaryota; Metazoa; Chordata; Testudines; Testudinidae
Gene: PSMG1
Product: proteasome assembly chaperone 1
Exons: 7
Coding region: 52-918 (288 amino acids)
Biological process (GO): proteasome core complex assembly
Cellular component (GO): endoplasmic reticulum
Molecular function (GO): proteasome binding
Source: RefSeq, a predicted model, not a curated record